AAGACCUGUCCGGUCAUCACCAUGAGUUCGGCUGAAUGUGAUGUUGAUGUUUCUAAGGCUGUGGUGAAUGGGUUGGCGCCAGGCAACAAUGGGCAAGACAAAGCCACUGCCAGGCCUUUACGUGCACGCUCUAUUUCUGCUGUUAAAAUAAUUCCUGUGAAGACAGUGACAAACUCUGCAGGCCUAGUGCUCCAGACAGACAUGGAUCCUACAAAAAUCUGCACUGGGAAGGGAGCAGUGACUCUCCGAGCCUCAUCGUCCUACAGAGAAGUCCCGAGCAGUAGCCCUGUGAGCCCUCAGGACACGCCACCCUCUGAAAGCAAACCAGGUCUGGAGCCAGAGAAUUCCUCAGCAGAUGAGUGGAGGCUUUCUUCCAAUGCUGAUGCCAAUGGAAACGCCCAACCCUCUUCACUCGCUGCCAAGGGCUACAGAAGUGUGCAUCCCAACCUUCCUUCCGACAAGCCCCAGGAUGCCACUUCCUCCAGCCCAGCCCAGCCUGAGAUAAUAGUAGUCCCUCUCUACCUGGUUAAUACUGACAGAGGGCAAGAAGGCACUACCAGACCUCCAGCAUCUCUGGGGCCACUUGGCCGCACUCCCACAUUCCCGGCGACCGCCCCUGCCAGCUCACCUCUGACCUUGCCGACACUAGAUGAUUUCAUUCCCCCUCAUCUGCAGAGGCGCCCCCACCACAGCCAGCCAGCCAGUGCCUCUGGCUCCUUUCCCCCUGUUAGCCAGACUUCACCAUCCUUCUCACCACCACCUCCACUGGUUCCCCCAAUCCCGGAGGACCUCCACAGAGUCUUGGAGCCUGACCUCAAGGGAGCUGUUUCAAGUACCGGUUCAAGUCCUCUGCUAAAUGAAGUUUCUUCCUCCCGUAUUGGGACGGAUUCCCAAACCUCUACACCAGUCAGCAAGCCAUCAUCCGCUUAUCCCUCCACAACAAUCGUCAAUCCUACCAUUGUGCUCUUGCAACACAAUCGAGAACAGCAAAAACGACUCAGUAGCCUUUCAGAUUCUGUCCCGGAAAGAAGAGUGGAAGAGCAGAACUUGGUACCAACCCAGGAAAAACCCACCUCACCAGGCAGGGCUACUGAGAGAAAAGCAAAGGAUGGUAGGCGGGUGGUGAAGAGUGCUCAGGACCUGAGCGAUGCAUCCAUGGAUGAAGUGGGCAUCCCACUCCGGAACACCGAAAGAUCAAAAGACUGGUACAAGACUAUGUUUAAACAGAUCCACAAACUAAAUAGAGACACUCCUGAAGAAAACCCUUAUUUCCCUACGUACAAAUUCCCAGAACUUCCUGAAAUCCAGCAAAAUUCUGAAGAGGACAGGCCUUACACUCCUACCUACCAGUUUCCUGCAUCUACUCCUAGUCCUAAAUCUGAAGAUGAUGAUUCAGAUCUGUACUCGCCUCGAUACUCCUUUUCUGAAGACACAAAGUCUCCCAUUUCUGUGCCUCGUUCAAAAAGUGAGAUGAACUACAUUGAUGGUGAGAAGGUAGUUAAGAGGUCAGCCACACUACCGCUCCCAGCCCGCUCUUCCUCCCUAAGAUCCAGCCCAGAAAGAAACGAUUGGGAGCCCCCAGAUAAGAAAGUGGACACGAGAAAAUACCGUGCAGAGCCCAAAAGCAUUUACGAAUAUCAGCCGGGCAAGUCCUCCGUUCUGACCAACGAAAAGAUGAGUCGGGAUAUAAGCCCAGAAGAGAUAGAUUUAAAGAAUGAACCUUGGUAUAAAUUCUUUUCGGAAUUGGAGUUUGGGAAACCGCCUCCCAAAAAGAUAUGGGAUUAUACUCCUGGAGACUGCUCUAUCCUUCCUAGAGAGGAUAGAAAGACUAAUCUAGACAAAGAUCUCAACCUCUGCCCAACAGAGUUAGAGGCAGAUUUAGAAAAAAUGGAGACGCUUAAUAAGGCACCCAGUGCAAACCUGUCACAGAGCUCAGCAGUCAGCCCCACUCCGGAAACAUCUUCAGAGCCUCCUGGAUAUAUAUAUUCUUCCAACUUCCACGCGGUGAAGAGGGAAUCAGAUGGGGCCCCCGGGGAUCUCGCUAGCUUGGAGAAUGAGAGGCAGAUUUAUAAAAGUGUCUUGGAAGGUGGCGACAUCCCUCUUCAGGGCCUAAGUGGGCUCAAGCGACCAUCCAGCCUGGCUUCCACUAAAGAUUCAGAAUCACCGAGACAUUUUAUACCAGCUGACUAUUUGGAGUCCACGGAAGACUUUAUUCGAAGACGUCAUGAUGAUAAAGAGAAACUUUUAGCGGACCAGAGACGACUUAAGCGCGAGCAAGAAGAGGCCGAUAUUGCAGCUCGACGCCACACGGGUGUCAUUCCAACACACCAUCAGUUUAUCACUAAUGAACGCUUUGGGGACCUCCUCAAUAUAGACGAUACGGCAAAAAGGAAAUCUGGGUCAGAGAUGAGACCUGCCAGAGCCAAAUAUGACUUUAAAGCUCAGACACUAAAGGAGCUUCCUCUGCAGAAGGGAGAUAUUGUUUACAUUUACAAGCAGAUUGAUCAGAACUGGUACGAAGGCGAGCACCACGGCCGGGUGGGGAUCUUCCCACGCACCUACAUCGAGCUUCUCCCUCCUGCUGAGAAGGCUCAGCCCAAAAAGUUGACGCCAGUGCAGAUAUUGGAAUAUGGUGAAGCGAUUGCUAAGUUUAACUUUAAUGGUGACACGCAAGUAGAAAUGUCCUUCCGAAAGGGAGAGAGGAUCACGCUGCUGCGACAGGUGGAUGAGAACUGGUAUGAAGGGAGGAUCCCGGGGACGUCCCGACAAGGCAUCUUCCCCAUCACCUACGUGGACGUGAUCAAACGGCCACUGGUGAAAACUCCCCUGGACUACAUUGACCUGCCUUUCUCCUCCUCCCCAAGUCGUAGUGCCACUGGGAGCCCACAGUUUCCCAGUCAUAGCAAGCUCAUCACGCCAGCCCUCUCAUCUCUGCCCCACCCUUACCAAACUGUGUCCCCUGAGAUGCGUGCCAUCACCUCUGAGUGGAUCUCACUGACUGUGGGGGUCCCAGGCAGGCAUCCUCUGGCCCUGACCCCACCCUUGCCUCCGCUGCCAGAGGCUUCUCUCUAUAACACUGACCCCCUUGCCUUGUCGGUGGGGGCCAGUCCCUCUCUGCCCAUCAGCCUCCCUCGUUCUAGCUGGUCACAUCGUGCUUCCCCAUACUCGGUAGCUUCCCCACUGGCCCUGCCUCACCCCCACAAACCCUACUCCCUGGAACCCAUUGUCCAGGCCUCCCUUCACGUCAACGGAGACAGUGGUAUCCAUUUACCACCUUCGGGUGUCCGCCAGGAUAGCUUCUCUCAGCCGCUGCUUAGAAGCUCUGAGAAGGUCAUCUCGGAGCUUAGCGAUGCCUUUAGCAGCCAGAGCAAGUGGCAGCAAUGGAGGGAAGAUAGCAGACAGUCUGAGUGGCAAGCAGAGAAGGAAGCAGGUGAGAGAGGCCCUGGCAGACCCAAGAUCUCUCAGAAGAGCUGCUUGAAACCUUCAGAUGUGGUCAGGUGCCUGAGCACUGAACAGAGACUCUCAGAUCUCCACACCCUUGAGGAAGGCCGGCCCCGCAAGCCCCUGGGUAGCCCUUUUGCUGGAGGGGAGGCCAAGCAGACAGAGCCGUGUAGAGGUGGCGAGCAGGCCGCAAGGAAAGCUGCUCUGAGUGGUGUGAGCCAGCAACCUCAAGCCCAGCACCGAAGAGUCACCCCAGACAGGCGUCAGACCUCACAAGAUUUAUUUAGCUACCAAGCAUUAUAUAGCUAUAUACCACAGAAUGAUGAUGAGUUGGAACUCCGAGAUGGAGAUAUCGUUGAUGUCAUGGAAAAAUGUGACGAUGGGUGGUUUGUUGGUACAUCAAGAAGGACAAGGCAGUUUGGUACUUUUCCAGGAAAUUAUGUAAAACCUUUGUAUCUGUAAGAAGACAAAACCACCGAGAUUGUUUUU
Orycteropus afer afer is the source of this 3930-nucleotide messenger RNA. The record is from RefSeq and is a predicted model, not a curated record. NCBI's taxonomy places the organism in Eukaryota, Metazoa, Chordata, Mammalia, Tubulidentata, Orycteropodidae.